UUUACCAGCUAAAAGGCAGAGAAGGAACAAUACUCAUAAUGGCACGAGAGCUGAAAAGUUGGUCGUUUUGGCGGGCAGUAUUGGCAGAGUUUGUUGGGAUGACGGUUUUUAUUUUUAUUGGCAUAGCCUCCGCCAUCGGAAACAAGCACAACAGAUUUCCAGACCAAGAGGUUAAAGUAGCUUUAGCUUUUGGCCUGGCCAUUGCCACGUUGGCUCAGAGUUUGGGGCAUAUCAGUGGAGCCCACCUGAACCCAGCUAUUACUUUAGGACUUUUGGUCAGCUGUCAGAUCAGUUUCUUCAGAGCAAUCAUGUAUAUCGUUGCCCAGAUGUUGGGAGCUGUGGUGGCAAGUGGCAUUAUGUUCAAAGUUAGUCCUGACCCUGAAACAACACUGGGACUCAAUAGGCUGAGUAAUGGAGUGAAAGCCGGUCAGGGAUUUGCCAUUGAGCUUUUUGCAACCUUCCAGCUGGUCCUCUGUGUCCUGGCCAUAACAGACAAAAAUCGGACUGAUGUUACAGGCUCUGCACCUCUAGCCAUCGGACUCUCAGUUGGUUUAGGGCACCUAGUUGCAAUCAGUUACACCGGGUGCGGCAUCAACCCCGCUCGAUCUUUUGGACCAGCUGUUAUUCUUGAAUCAUUUAAAAACCACUGGAUCUACUGGAUUGCGCCGAUGACUGGAGGGGUGGCUGCUGCUCUUGUGUACGACUUCUUGCUCUGCCCGAAAAAGGAAGCGUUUCGCAAGCGUAUGGAUGUCCUGAAAGGCACGGCUGAUCCAGACCCGUCUGCGACAGAAGCGCUAAUCGAACCCCGAACCGCCAGAUCUGGUUCUGGUCAGUGGCCCAGGCCAUGAAAUGUCUUGAGCUGAGUAAAGAUGGAUUCCAUGCAGAACCACCAGGAAAACUCCUUUCUUGACAGAAGUAAAUUGACUGGGUUUUAGAUCUGCACACAUGUGUAAUGCUGCAUUGAUGGAUUAUGUCAGAUUAAAUAUAUAAUGUAUUAUUCUUAAAAAUUUGAUGAUUAAAGCUCUAAAGUAUGA
This is a messenger RNA of Carassius auratus (goldfish), 1034 nucleotides long. Its product is annotated as aquaporin-1-like. Gene Ontology annotation, biological process: renal water transport; carbon dioxide transmembrane transport; hyperosmotic response. Gene Ontology annotation, molecular function: glycerol transmembrane transporter activity; ammonium channel activity; carbon dioxide transmembrane transporter activity. Lineage: Eukaryota; Metazoa; Chordata; Actinopteri; Cypriniformes; Cyprinidae. The coding region runs from base 39 to 848 and encodes 269 amino acids. Gene Ontology annotation, cellular component: membrane. The record is from RefSeq and is a predicted model, not a curated record. The transcript is spliced from 5 exons.